Molecule: messenger RNA, 4057 nt
Organism: Dermochelys coriacea (leatherback sea turtle)
Lineage: Eukaryota; Metazoa; Chordata; Testudines; Dermochelyidae
Gene: GPR161
Product: G protein-coupled receptor 161
Exons: 6
Coding region: 578-2158 (526 amino acids)
Biological process (GO): G protein-coupled receptor signaling pathway
Cellular component (GO): membrane; recycling endosome
Molecular function (GO): G protein-coupled receptor activity
Source: RefSeq, a predicted model, not a curated record
UACACAGGGGUGGAAUAAGAGAAAAUGUAUUAUCUGCGGGACCCUGCCUUGAUUUUUGCCCUUACCUGCAUGCAUCUCUGUGCCUGCUCAGUGGGACCAUAUCUACAUUUGAGAAAUUAGGGUGAUAACCAGCAUUUGGAGCCUCCCCUCCAGUACACCUGUAACAUGCAGACCUUGCAUCUGCACACACAGCUGCUACCUGUGGUGCACAGGCAUUUGCUCAGCACUUUGGAUUGUGCUUGCUCUGCCACACCUAACCACCUUGUCAACCCCCACCUCCCAAGCCAGUUGCCAUCAGUGCAGUGCCUGUGUGGAUAGCAAGUGAUGGCAUAUUAGCUCUAACCCCCAGUGCAAAUAGUCCUCCUGCUACUGUCCCACAGUGCAUCAGUUACUGCUUAGAUGAUUGGUCUCAUGUUUCUGUUCUCUGUUGGUUGAGGGUCAAAGGAGGGAUUUUUUUUGCCUUUUGGAUGUUUUAAAAUUUGCAGGGAAGAUUUGUACAUGUACCAAAAAGAGGGCAUGUGUCCAGGAAUAGGACUGCCAGUGGAAUGCUGCCAAGCAUGUACUGUCUGCUCUGUCAAUGUGUGCUCUGACAAUGAGCAUCAACUCCUCCUUCAGCAAUGGGAAGGGCCUGAGAAACCUCACAGCACAGGAAGACAGGGCAGUCAGAGUCACCGAGUCGAUUGCUAUUAUCGUCAUUGCUAUUUUCAUCUGCUUGGGCAACUUGGUGAUUGUCGUCACCCUCUAUCGGAAGUCUUACCUCCUUACGCUGAGCAACAAGUUUGUGUUCAGUCUGACACUGUCCAACUUCCUUUUGUCUGUCCUGGUGCUUCCUUUUGUCGUCACCAGCUCCAUCAGGCGGGAAUGGAUCUUUGGAGUAGUUUGGUGCAACUUUUCUGCCCUGCUUUAUAUGCUGAUCAGCUCGGCCAGCAUGCUAACUCUUGGUCUCAUUGCUAUAGAUCGGUAUUAUGCUGUCUUGUAUCCAAUGGUGUAUCCAAUGAAGAUUACAGGAAACAGAGCAGUUGUAGCCCUUGUGUAUGUGUGGCUACACUCCCUCAUUGGCUGUCUUCCUCCUCUCUUUGGCUGGUCUUCCUUGGAGUUCGAUCAAUUCAAAUGGAUGUGUGUGGCUGCGUGGCAUAAGGAGGCAGGCUACACAGCCUUUUGGCAGAUCUGGUGUGCUUUGCUGCCCUUCCUGGUUAUGAUGAUCUGCUACGGAUUCAUAUUUCGCGUGGCUAGGAUUAAAGCGCGCAAGAUUCACUGCGGUAGCGUGGUCAUUGUAGAGGAGGAUGCUCAGAUGAAUGGGAGAAAGAACUCUAGCACCUCCACCUCCUCUUCGGGCAGUCGAAGGAAUGCUUUCCAAGGGGUUGUCUACUCAGCCAAUCAGUGCAAAGCUUUCAUAACCAUCUUGGUUGUCAUUGGUGCUUUUGUGAUCACAUGGGGGCCCUACAUGAUAGUAAUUACGUCAGAAGCACUUUGGGGGAAAAACAGCAUUUCUCCUGCUCUGGAGACAUUAGCAACAUGGUUAUCUUUUUCAAGUGCCAUUUGCCAUCCACUGAUUUAUGGACUCUGGAACAAAACAGUGCGCAAAGAACUAUUAGGAAUGUGUUUUGGGGACCGGUAUUACCGGGAGUCAUUUGUUCAGCGUCAUAGGACAGCCAGAUUAUUCAGCAUUUCCAAUAGGAUCACAGAUCUGGGACUAUCUCCCCAUCUCACAGCUCUCAUGGCAGGUGGGCGGCCUUUAGGAAACAGCAGCAGCACAGGGGACACUGGUUUCAGCUACUCUCAGGAUUCAGGGACAGAUGUGAUGCUGCUUGAGGAUUAUAGUUCGGAUGGAGCUCAUCACUCGCAUUACGUUUAUCCCUAUCGACGGAGGAGUUCGGUGACAUUUGAAGACGAAGUGGAGCAAAUCAAAGAAGCUGCAAAGAAUUCUGUUCUCCAUGUAAAAGCUGAAGUCCAUAAAUCUCUGGACAGUUAUGCAUCCAGUUUAGCCAAAGCUAUUGAAGCUGAUGUAAAAAUCAGCUUGUUUGGAGAAGAUGCUUUACCAGGAUCUUUGUUUCCUUCGCGGACUGUACAAGGCAGCAAUGUGAGUGCACGGCGUGGUGGCAGAGCCCAAGCUGGCCAAAGACUUCAGCUGCAAAGCAUCGAUGAAGGGAAUAUUUGACAAGAGCACUGAACUAGAAGAAACCACUAAGUAGGACCCAGUAUAGUAAUAAUUAUUUUAAAUGGCUUAAUUUCAGUGUUUUAGUCAAGAACACUUGAAAAUACCUGAAUACUUGUCUUUAAAUACAUACAUCUAUAUUUUAGAACAGUAUUUACUUACUGUUCAGGGUACUGUAGAUGUGUUUGUGUAAUGUUUUUAUCCAUUAUACAGCACAUAAAAACAUAGGAUUUGCUUUACUGGACCAAAUCACUGGUCCAUCAGAUCAAGUAUCCUUCAGUGACCAAUUCCUGAUAUUUCAUAGGAAAUCCAAACAAACAAACAAAAACCAUGCAGCAUUAUAUAUGGUGUUGUAGAGAUUUUUUCCUGACCCAUGGGGCUAUCAAUGUAAUCCCUAAAAGAGGAAAUUUGAUGGCUCUACUGACUGGGAACUUUAUAUACAGUGUUAAUUUGGACCAUGGAUUUAACUAAAGCACAAAAUCUGAGCCUAGUUUUCAGAUUUCCAGGAUCCCUUUUAUCCAAAUUACUGUCCUGUUCACCUUUGGUGGUGGAUUAUAUUUUUGACUGUGCAACCAUGGGAAUGCUAAAUAUGAGGCCAUAUUACACAUUGCUUUUGUUCCACUGGACAAAUGUUUUACUACAGAGAGCCGAUACAUCAUUCUCACAUAUGUAAUGGGUAGAGGCAGACAAGCACUGGAAAGAUGGCAGAAAUAGUUUUAGAAGAUGGACAGAUUUUGUUUGGGGAUUUUUAGUUCUCAAUGAGAAUUACAAUUUGCUUUCCUUGUUUUGUUUUUACUUAGAGGCAUUGUACAGCCACUGAGAUUAAACAAGGAUGACAUAGAAUAUAAAUACUGUAUUGCCACUUAAUAUUGACGUUAUACUGGAUUCAUCCUUUAUACACAGAAAAGCUUUGUGAGUUGGAUUUUUAUGAGGGAGUAUAUCUUUUUGUGUUGUUUAAGCAAUAGCUACCUCAGUACAAGUAUUUCUUGGAGUUUAACUCAUUAAAUCUUAAAAUAACAAUAUUUAGCACUUAUAUAGCACUUUUCAUAUUCCAAGCGCUGUACAAAAAUGAAUUAAUCUUUACAGCCCCCUAGACCCAAGAGGCAGGUAGGUGGGUAAGCAGUAUAAUUCCCAUUUUUGCUGAAGCAUUAAAACAGGGGUUCUCAGACUUUUGUACUGGUGACCCCUUUCACACAGCAAGCCUCUGAGUGCGAUUUCCCCAUUGUACAUUAAAAACACUUUUUAAUGUAUUUAACACCAUUAUAAAUGCUAGAGGCAAAGUGGGGCUUGGGGUGGAGGCUGACAGCUCGCAACCCCCCAUGUAAUAACCUUAUGACCCCCUGAGGGAUCCCAACCCCCAGUUUGAGAACCCCUGCAUUAAAGUGAAGGGCCAAGUUUGCCAGAAGUGCUCACUCAUUUUUUGUGACUCAGUUUUUGAGUGCCCACAUGGUAGUUGCAGAUGCUCAAAACCUCUGAAAAUCAGGGACAAGGCAUCUCAGUUUGGGCACUUAAAACCUGAAAAUUAGAGAGCUCUUGUGACAAUUUGGCUGGUGUGACUUACCCAAGGCCAUAGACAGAAUAUCAGAAGGUAAGAUCUCUGGAUUUCAUGAAACUCAAUCCCAUUCUUAAGCCACUAGAUCACACCUUUCUCUGGUCCCAGUUCAACAAAGCAUUCAAGUACAUGCAUAAAUCCAUCCCUAUUCAGCAAUGCACUUAAGCUCAUGCCUAACUUAAGUAUUUGCUUAUGUCCCAUUGAAGUCAAUGGGAUUUAAGUGUAUGCUUGAAAUUAAGCAUGUGAUUUGCUGAAUAAAGAUGGACUGUUGAAUUGAGACCUUUACAAUCCACUAAAUGGGGUGUUUUGCAUAGUUACAAAAUAUUCAGGAAUGAAAUAGUUAAUAACAA